UGAAACUGACUGACCUGCUACAUUUCAGUAUUGUGGAAGAUUUCAUAAGAGAAAAAAACCCACAUCGGUGCACAGUGAGAUGCUGUGUAGGAACAAAGCGCACUGAAUACAUCAGUUAAUACUCGGACUUCUCCACAGAGUAGAGCCAGCGUAUGCCACCGCUACCCGUGUUUCUCCGGAUGGAUACAGGACCCGCCUCCCCUCCUUCCUUCAGGGUGGCGGGCCCCUCCUCGCUGUGGCGGCUGGCUGAUAGGAGGAGUAGGAAGGCCGGCUCUGCAAACAUUUUCAGCGACGUGAAUCUGUGGCAGCUACAGAGACUGUUCAAGGCAGGGGGAGAUCAAGAUGCGGAGCAGAGGGCCCAGGUGGUUUGGGGCCACAGAGAUGAGGCUGAUCUGGCUCAGGCAUUGAUAGGACUGAAGGCCAGAAGUCACAGGAGAGGACUAAGGGCCAACGGGAGAGAGGUGCUGGGCUCACACUGGCUACGAGCCUUCAAUCACCUCAGGAUCGGAGAGAGCUCGCAGAGCAGCCAGGGGAAGGAUCCCGGGGAGGGGAGUGAUUCUGAAGCAGAAGGAGCACACAGCAGUCCAGAGCCACACCAACACACCUCCAUAGCGACAACAGGCGCCACAGUGGCACUAACUGAGAGCCAGGGCCCUGAGGGGACCUCGGAGAGACCAGCUAGAACCAGCUCAGGACUGAGGAGAGGAGGAGAGAACAACUCAGAGAGAUACCUCCACAGAAUACUCCACUGACCUCUGAGAUGCAAAACUAACUUAAAGGCAGUUCGUGUGAGAGUGGACCAGUUCUUCAGUCUGCACAGCCUGCUCACCUGUCCUGAAUACUGUUCUGACGUGUUCACAUACUGGAGCUAGGUACAAUUCACUUCUGGGGAAAAGCAACAGUUACAAUUGUAAUAUUACAGGUUCAAUAGUUUCUUAUGAUGCUGUAAUGUCUGUCCGUUUAAUGCCACUGAUCUGAUGGCUGUAUAUACGGACACUGCACUGUUACUCGUCGCAGACACAUCUCUACCUGAAUAAUGGAGGCAGCACAAAACUGUCAAUGACUCCUGUUAUCUCACAACUUUAUGUAGUCGUUACCUCUCAUCAACUGCCUUAUGUGUUUUCUUAAAUUCCGCCCACCACUCACACUUAUCAUGCAUACUGAUAAUGAUGGACGGUGAUAUGACUUUCAAAGGUGUAGUGUGUAGAAUUUGGUGGUAUCUAGCGGAGAGGUGUCAGAUUGCAACCAACUGAAACUUCUACGGUGUGCUAAGAGAAUAGGAGAACCACGGUGGUCGAUGUGAAAAUGUGAAUGGCCCUAUAUAGAGCCAGUGGUUGGUUUGUCUCUUCUGUGCUCCUCCCGUACAAACAUGGCGUACUCUGUGAAGACGACCCACACCUUAUUGAGAUAAAAAACGGCUCAUUUUAAGGUAACAAAAACAGAGAGAUUCUUAUUUUUUCAGGUUAUUAUACACUAAAGAAAACAUACUUAUUAUUAUUAUUAUUAUUAUUAUUAUUAUUAUUAUUAUUAUUAUUAUUAUUAUUAUUAUAUUCCAUUUGUGCUUCCACUAAAUGUUACACACCGAUGCUUUAAGUAGUACUGUUGUUCAGUGGUGUAUAUAAAGGUGAAUAAGUUUAAUGAGGCAAAAAGUCACUUUUAAAAAUGUCCCCAUCUUCAUUUGACCUAAUGCUGAAAGAACUAAUAUUCCAAUAUGUAUGCCUGCACUGUGGAUGAACUUAUAAACCGUUCUACCUGCUACUGUAAGUCCCUGGUUAUGUCAGUGCGUACGUUACGCAACAGUAAAAAACGUUAGGAUUACAAUGGGAGCAAUGUGAGGUGACAUACAAUGUAGAAAUACAUGUCCAUCUACUGCACAUUCAGAGAUGUUGACUCAAACUUAUGAUUCCACAUGUAAAGGUAACCUCUGCCAGUCACUGGUUUGUAGUUAUUGAAAGUGUCAAGUGAUCAAAAGAGACCAAAAAUAAUGAAUUGACUCUUGCUGUCUUGGUAAACUUGAAGUAAUGACUUCAUGUUGAAAUGUUCAUGGUCACAGUGUGAAUAUAAGAAGACUGUAUGUCAUCAAACUUAUCAGACUGCUGGAAGAUUUUUGUUAAUGCUGUUUGUGUCAUUUUUAAAUAUGUGGUAAUAAA
This is a messenger RNA of Anoplopoma fimbria (sablefish), 2150 nucleotides long. RefSeq names its product arginine vasopressin-induced protein 1-like. The record is from RefSeq and is a predicted model, not a curated record. Lineage: Eukaryota; Metazoa; Chordata; Actinopteri; Perciformes; Anoplopomatidae. Bases 153 to 752 code for a protein of 199 amino acids. The transcript has 3 exons.